AAUUAAAACAUCAUUAACCAUAACUGUUUCUCUCUCUCUCUCUUGUCUGGGUCUUGAUUAAAGUCUCUGAGACUCGCUGGUUCAUAAAUAAAUGCAGAUUCAUUGAGAGAGGGUGGUAAAGGGAAAUAAAUAAGCCUUCUUUGCUCUCUCUCUCUCUCUCUCUCUCUCUCUCUGGGUUUUCUUUGAAAUUGCAACAGGCAUUUGGAAAAAGAAUUUUUUGGUUUUGGUGGCUCUUUGAUUCUUUUUAGUUAGAGACUUGUAAGGAUGUUUGGGUGUGAUUGUUUUUACUGGAGCCAAGUUAUUGAUUUCUACUCACCUGAGCCUCAACCUUUCUCUUUGCCUGCUCCAAUUCCCCAGUGGCCUCCAGGUCAAGGAUUUGCUACUGGAAGAAUAAACCUAGGAGAACUAGAAAUCAUCAAAAUUACACAAUUUGAAAGUGUCUGGAGCAGCAACCAGUUGCAUGGCAAAAAAAAUGGAGUCGCAUUUUAUAGACCUGUUGGGAUCCCUGAUGGUUUUUAUUGCCUUGGCCACUACUGUCAGUCCAAUGACCAACCAUUGAGAGGGUAUGUUGUCAUGGCUUGUGACGCCAACGAGCAGAAACCUGAAGUUUGCCAGCUCUGUGACUCAAAAUCAGGCUCUCCAGCUCUAAAGCAGCCCCUUAACUACUCAUUGAUUUGGAGUACCAAUUCACAUGAUGAUGAUUGUGGUUACUUUUGGCUACCAAACCCCCCAUAUGGUUAUAAGGCAAUGGGUGUUGUGGUCACUAACAAGCCAGAGGAGCCUAGCAUUGAAGAAGUUAGAUGUGUUCGAGUAGAUCUUACAGAAAAAUGUGAAACUUGUGAUUUAAUAAUUUCCACAGAUUCAAAAACUUUCAAGAAUCAAUUUCAGGUCUGGAACACAAGACCCUGCAAAAGGGGAAUGUUUGCUAAAGGUGUUUCCGUUGGGACAUUCUACUGCAGCACCUACUUGAGUUCUGGUGAUGAUCUGCUAGAUGUAGCAUGCUUGAAGAAUCUUGACUACACCCUACACGCAAUGCCAAAUCUAGACCAGAUUCAUGCACUCAUUAAUCACUAUGGCCCUACUGUAUUCUUCCAUCCUGAUGAAGAUUACAUGCCAUCAUCAGUACAGUGGUUCUUCAAAAAUGGAGCACUUUUGUAUCAAGAUGGCAAGGAUGAGGGUCAACCUAUUGAUUAUAGGGGUUCAAACUUGCCUAAUGGAGGUCAAAAUGAUGGGGGAUAUUGGAUUGAUUUGCCAAAUGAUGAUGAUGCAAGAAUUAAUAUCAAAAGAGGAGAUUUAGAGAGUGCUGAGUUUUAUAUUCAUGUGAAACCAGCACUCGGAGGAACUUUCACUGAUAUUGCAAUUUGGGUAUUUUGUCCCUUCAAUGGACCAGCCACCCUUAAAGUUGGGUUAAUGAAUAUACCUAUGACUAAGAUUGGGCAACAUGUGGGCGAUUGGGAGCACUUCACUCUUCGUGUAAGCAACUUCACAGGAGAACUAUGGCAAGUCUUCUUCUCUCAGCAUAGUGGUGGCCAAUGGGUGAAUGCUUCUGAUUUGGAAUUCAUUGAAGGUAAUAGGCCAAUUGUUUAUUCGUCAAAACAUGGUCAUGCUAGUUUCCCUCAUCCUGGUACUUACCUUCAAGGAUCAACAAAGCUUGCAAUUGGAGUGAGAAAUGAUACUGCUCGAAGCAAAUACUAUGUGGAUUCAAGCACAAAGUAUCAGCUUAUUGCAGCUGAGUAUCUUGGAGAUGGAGUUGUCAGAGAGCCAUGUUGGCUGCAAUUUAUGAGAGAAUGGGGUCCAACCAUCGUAUAUGACUCAAGAUCUGAACUAGAUAAGAUUAUCAGUCUCCUCCCAUUCUUCGUUAGAUUCUCAGUGGAGAACAUCUUUGACCUGUUCCCAACAGAGCUUUACGGCGAGGAGGGGCCAACUGGACCUAAGGUAAAAGAUAACUGGUUGGGAGAUGAAAUAUGCUAGUUUCGUGGCGUCCAAAUCCUGCAUUGUGCUUAUUACUAUCUCUAUUUAUCACCGUCUAGGCAUGUUGAUAGAUGGUUUGGCAAAGCUAUGGAUCUGCAGCUGGAUCAUCACCUAUAGCUUUUUACUGUGCUGGAUUGCUGUAUAGAGGGCACUUGAAAAUUAUGAUUUGCCUUUUGUGUUCACAAGAAGCAAGAAAUUCUGUCUAGACUACAGAGCUAGAAGAGGUGUUCAUACCACAGCCAAACAUGAGAUCAGUUCACAAUUAUGCUUCACUGAGAUCAACAGCAUUGAUUGCCAACAUUGGCUGAAUUUUUAUUUUUUAUUUAUUUUUUUUUUGCAUCAUUUGAAGUCUCUAGUGCAGUGUUUGCUAUUGUAAUGAAAGCUGUUAAAAAAUGGAAUUUGUCAAUGAAUUGCUUGGAAGAAUUUAAUUUAAA
Molecule: messenger RNA, 2405 nt
Organism: Hevea brasiliensis (rubber tree)
Lineage: Eukaryota; Viridiplantae; Streptophyta; Magnoliopsida; Malpighiales; Euphorbiaceae
Exons: 2
Coding region: 265-1971 (568 amino acids)
Source: RefSeq, a predicted model, not a curated record